AUGGGGCUCGUCAUCCGCGACAACGCUGAAUCCGCCAGCUCCUACGUGGCCGACUACAUCGUCGACCGCAUCAAGUCCUUCUCUCCUACCCGCACUCGCCCAUUUGUCCUCGGUCUCCCGACCGGCUCCAGUCCCCUUGGCAUCUACAAGUGUCUUGUAGAGAAGUACAAGGCCGGUUUGGUCUCCUUCGAAAAUGUCAUAACCUUCAAUAUGGACGAAUACGUCUCCCUUCCCCCGGCCCACCCUCAAUCCUACGCCUCCUUCAUGCACGAUAACUUCUUCUCUCAAGUCAAUAUCCCCCCACAAAACACCAACCUUCUCAAUGGCCUCGCUCCAGACCUCGCUGCCGAGUGCUCACGCUACGAAGCCAAGAUUGCUGCUGCCGGCGGAAUCGACCUGUUUCUUGCCGGCCUGGGAGAGGAUGGACACCUAGCUUUCAACGAGCCUGGUUCCAGCUUGGCCUCACGGACGCGUGUCGUGGCUCUAGCGGAGGAUACCAUCCUUGCAAAUAGUCGAUUCUUCAAUGAUGAUAUGAACAAGGUGCCCCAGUUGGCGUUGACGGUGGGGGUAAAGACGGUCCUGGAGGCGAGGGAGGUGCUGAUGAUUGUUCUUGGUGCCAAAAAGGCGAGGGCGUUGAAAAAAUGCGUGGAAGGGGGAGUGAGUAGUAUGUGGACUGGCUCGGCAUUGCAGAUGCAUGAGAGGGCUAUCGUGGUUUGUGAUGAGGAGGCAGCGGGGGAACUCAAGUGGAAGACGGUCAAGUACUUCAAAUCGGUUGAACGCCGAGAAUCCGGCCACAACCACGGUCUUGACCGGUCCCUGCCCAUCAGGAAGGGCCUUGGUACCCCGCCGACCAAGCUCAAAACCGCCGCUGGACCACUUACACCAGAGUCGACACCAAAAGCAACUGCCACCCACUCCUCGUCUUCUCCCAUUUCCCCGUUGGCACAAACGGUGCCAAUACUUCUCACCACAAACGACGAGCCAGCCCAGUCCUCAGGCUACACGGCUUUGGAGCAAAAGAUUCUAGCCCAACCCGUACCCAAAAGUCAUGGCCUCCUAGGACUCCUCGGGACCUCAUCAUAUGGCCAUACAUCGGAUGGGGACUCUGAAGCUGAGUCGGAGUAUGACCUGAAGCCAGACAGGAUGGCAUCCAGGCUAACUGAUCCCGUUUUUGCUGCUGAAGCGUUAAGAAGAUUGACGCCUAAUCCCGAAAAGGGGAAAAUGCUUGGGUAG
Molecule: messenger RNA, 1233 nt
Organism: Neurospora hispaniola
Lineage: Eukaryota; Fungi; Ascomycota; Sordariomycetes; Sordariales; Sordariaceae
Exons: 3
Coding region: 1-1233 (410 amino acids)
Biological process (GO): N-acetylglucosamine catabolic process; carbohydrate metabolic process; N-acetylneuraminate catabolic process
Cellular component (GO): cytoplasm
Molecular function (GO): identical protein binding; glucosamine-6-phosphate deaminase activity
Source: RefSeq, a predicted model, not a curated record